Quercus lobata is the source of this 1608-nucleotide messenger RNA. Its product is annotated as F-box/kelch-repeat protein At3g23880-like. Bases 64 to 1335 code for a protein of 423 amino acids. The record is from RefSeq and is a predicted model, not a curated record. Gene Ontology annotation, molecular function: protein binding. The transcript is spliced from 2 exons. NCBI's taxonomy places the organism in Eukaryota, Viridiplantae, Streptophyta, Magnoliopsida, Fagales, Fagaceae.
UUCAAAUUGAAGAUUUUCCCAGCAGUCUGAAAUUGGUAAAGCCGAAAAAAAGAAAGAUAAGGAAUGUUGGAGUAUCUGCCCAACGAAGUGUUGCUGGAGAUCCUGCAUAGGCUACCCGUGAAAUCCCUAAUUCAAUUCAGGUGCGUUUCCAAAUCAUAUAACUCUCUAAUUACAAGUCCUGCCUUCAUCAAAUCCAGUUACACUCGAUCGCCCUCCGAUUCCAACAAAUUAAUUGUUAGGUAUUUGGAUGUCAAAUCCCAUGUAGAGCGCUACAAAUUAAUACACGAAGACAAUGACAAUAAUGACUCCUCCUCAUCUGAACAAAUUCCAGAUCUUGAGUUCCCACUAAGGAGUAGUAGUUGGGACUAUUUUCAAUUAGUCGGUUCCGCGAAUGGAUUGUUUUGCCUUCAUGAAGGAAAACACUUUAUUCUUUGGAAUCCUUGUAUUAGAAAAUUUAUUACCCUUCCCAACCCUUCUUUUAUUGACCUCUUUCCUCGUUAUCUAGCAGUUGGGUUUGAUUUGAGGACCGAUGAUUAUAAGGUGGCGAGAAUUGCUGGAAAUAUUAGGUACGAAGGUGCCAAACCACCUCUGGUUCUGGUUGAGGUUUACUCUGUUAGCGAGGGAUCUUGGAGAGUAACUAAUGGUGGUGACUCAUAUCCGCCUAGGAUUACUAUUAGUAAUUGGCACCCACAAGCAGCUUAUUUAAAUGGAGCUGUUUAUUUUGCGGCGAAUGAUUGGGGCGAUGCCCAGAGUUCAAUAGUUUUGUCAUUUGAUUUGGGUGAUGAGGUUUUCCGCUUGAUAUCCUUGCCAAAUGGUAAAUUUGGAUUGGAUGCUGAUAUUGGUACCUCAGUAUUCAAUGGAUUGCUUUCUCUAAUAUGUUAUGGGAAUCAGCAUCUGAGCAUCGUCAAGAGUUGUUCUGUUUGGGUUAUGAAAGAGGAUGGUGUUGUGGAUUCUUGGACUAAACAGUUCACUAUUGAACUCAAUAUGCUACGUUGGAAAGUGUUAGGUUUCUUGAAGAAUGAUCAUGUAUUAGUGCAGAAAAUAAAAUCACAUGGUUCGAAGCUCUUGUCAUAUGACCCUGAGAGCCAACAAGUGAAGAAUUUAGGGUUUUAUAGAAGCACAUAUUAUUCUUAUGCUGAUAAUUAUGCGAGGAAUCUUACCUUACUCGACAAACCAAAUGAUGUAGUUUCCAAGAGGAAAGUGAGCAAGAAGAGGAAGUGCAGUCAGUUGGAUGCCACAUCUGCCUUCGCUGGUGCUGGGUUAUUGUUUUCUCAGCAAACUCAGCUCUUCGGCAAAAGGAAGUCCUCUCUCUCUCUUUAUUUUCUGAUUCUCUGAUUGUGUAUAAUUUGCUGGCCAUGGCCAGAGUCCCUACUUCUUUGUUCAUGCUUAACAUGCUUGAUAAAUUGCCCCAAUAAUUGUGUGAGUACAUCAAAACCCGUAGGUGCUACUAAGGGUAGGACAGCUAACAUGUAAACUAGUCAAACACAAGUAUACAUUUUUUUUUUUUACUUAUAAAAAAUAAAAAUCUAUUGACAUGAUUGAGAUGUAGUAUGUAUCUUAUAGAUUAUAUUUUUUUGUUUCCUUGAACCAUGUUAGAGAACUGAUACA